GCGAUGGGCACGAGAGCGAGUCGCCUCCAGGAAGACCCGGUGGUGCCGUCCACUCUCGGGAAGGAUGGCACUGCCAAGCGGGAUUCGUACCGGCGGCCCCGUUGCGCCAGGCCCACAAGCCUCAUGGUGGACUUCUCUGGCAGUUUCGAGGACACCGAAGUGAACCGGAGCCGUUCGGAGGAGGGCAGCGACUCUGACCUCGGACAGCAUGGCGCGAGCGCCGACGGAAGCCCGGCCGACCACCACGGGAUCCCGGCUAGCAUGAGCCAAGCGUCCCCGGCGGACGACAACCACAGCGAGGGCAAGGCGGAGGAGGACGGCAGCACAAGCCCGGAGGCUCCAGCCAACGCCGAACACCAACCCGCGGAGGAAACAGGCCGCACGCCCCACCGCACUUUUUCCGAGCGGCUGCCCGGAAAUCGACACAACGGGGGCCGUAGCGUCGGCGCCAGGUCGGCCCGGGUUAGGGGCACUCACCAGCGGCCGGUGUCUGAGGCUUGGAUCGGCCUUUACCGCGUUAACAACCGCCAUGGCAACAUCCGCUGUCCUUUUUGCUCCAAACUGUUCCCGGGGGGUCGCAUCGAAGAUCACCUGUUGAGCUGCCUCACCUCUCCGCCGCUUCCCUACAACACGGAUUUGCUGAGCAAAGACAGCGGCGAGUGCUCCAUCUGUCUGGAGGAUCUGGUACAGGGCGAGACCAUUGCCAGGCUGGCGUGCCUCUGCGUCUACCACAAGAGCUGCAUCGACGCGUGGGCCAAGGUGAAGCCCUGCUGCCCCGAGCACCCCUCGGACUGACUCCCAGGUCACAUGACUCCCCCCCCCCCCCCGCGACGACUCAGGAGACCACAUGCCACCACUUUCUCCUUCUGAAGAUUGAAAUCCAUAAAGAAGCUCCCGGCAGCGUGGACCUCCUCGUAUUGGUCCAGACCAUUUCACCACAAACUGUCAACUUCCAAACCAACCGAAAAGGACGGCGAUGGCUGCUUUUGGUUUUAACCCCUCGCAGGUUGGUUGUCUUGACGAUGUAACACCCCACUCCCGCCCCGUCCUCCUCUUCCCCCAACUUGAGGAGGCGGGACGUUUGCCUCCCAUGUAGCCGGCAGGCAGCAGGGCGGGUGUCGUUGUCACCGGGUGUUUAGCAUUUUUAAGAGGGACGAGGUGGUUAAUGUGCCGUUCUGUGCUGGUGUUUGGACCCAUUUGAGCACUUUUACAAUUUUUUUUUUCUUUCUCCCCCCCGCCCCUUUCCUGAUUCAGUUGCUAUGGCGCGCAGAGGAUGCGGAGUUAGUGUUUGUUGUGAAUUACCCACAAUUCUUUGUUUUUUUUCCCAUCAUGUUACAUGUGGCAACGGUACUGCUUUUUGAGCCCCAUCAUCAUCAUCAUCCCUCCCCCGGCUCCCCCCCACUUCUCCGAAGUCUCCUUUUUUUUCCCCGCCAUUUCCGCCUUAAAGGGACAGCGCUACCUUUUUGUAAUGGUAUUUUAAAAUAUAUCAUAACGAAAGUGAUUAUAGCUCAACAUAUGGCCUCCAUUUCGAGCCUGUGUGCGCGCGCUGCCUUUGCUUGGUCAGUGUUUGUUUUUUUGUUUGUUUUUUUUGAGCUGUCAGAAAUCAAAUAAGUGAUGGAAGCCCCGGGCCCCCCUUUGCAAUCGUCCCCAUUUAGUUUGGAACACCGUUGGAACAUUUAUCCUAUACUGUUGAUAUCCAGCUCAAGUCCCCAAACUAGUAGGCUCUGUUUUUCCCACUAAUAGUGCCACUUUUGGCUUACUAGUUCACAGUCCAAAUAAAUGCUGAAACGUUUUGCCAUCGAGCCGUUUGCGCAUUUAUUCCAUAUGCAGAUGUCCAUGUACUAGUAUGCUCUUUGUCCACACUAGUAAGACACUUCAGCACAUUAGUACAAUGACUAGAGUACACUAGUAGAAUGCGUUUAAUACAAGUUACAUUUCCCUCCACUACUUUUGCAACUUUACAAGUACACAACAGGAUUAAAUAUUCAUAAUUGCCCUAAUGUUUUUUUUCUUAAAGUUGUACUAGUGUACUAUAUGAUUUACCAGCGAGGUCAAAGAACAUACUAGUACACGGAUAUGGAAUAAAUGGCCAAGCGGCUUUCCAUUUUCUGGUCUUUGCUGAGGUGCUACGACUCGUCCUGCCACUAGGGGGCAGGCCUGUGCAUGUUAAAAAAAAAAACAAAACAAAAGAAUGCCAAAUUGUGCGUGUGUCGAAGCUCAUUUGAUGUAAAACUUGUUGUGGUGAUAAUUUAUGAUGUGUACUCUUGAGGUGUGUGCGUGUGUGUUUUCAAUAAAGUGGGGGGGGAGGGGCGCAAAUCUCGCCAGCCCUCAUGUAAUUCCCUCUCCAGCUGCGUCGUGCAAUACCUCAAAUUUUUACCAAUGCUAACUAGAAAAGCUCGCUCUGUGUGCGUGUGUGCGUGUGUGU
Messenger RNA from Syngnathoides biaculeatus (alligator pipefish), 2425 nucleotides. RefSeq lists its product as uncharacterized. Bases 4 to 795 code for a protein of 263 amino acids. The record is from RefSeq and is a predicted model, not a curated record. The transcript is spliced from 5 exons. NCBI's taxonomy places the organism in Eukaryota, Metazoa, Chordata, Actinopteri, Syngnathiformes, Syngnathidae.